AAUGGCUGAAGGAAGCAGUCGAUGGAUUAUAAUUUACAACUUAAAAAUAAGACUUUUCAUCACAGAGCACACAAACUGAACCUUUCGUCGAGGGUAGGCUCAAGUAAGAAAAAGACCUGCUGAAAGCAUCAAUAGCAAAGACAAAAAUGGUUCUAACGGUGAUUCUGGUAACAACAAUAGUGAUGAUGAUAAAUAAUAUCGUUAACGUAAACGCAAUAUUAAGUCAGUACAUCGCAGCCGACAGAUGCUUGGCAAGUCAAAACAGAAUGUAUAGAGUUACCCUUCAAAUAUGCGAAAAAGGAUUAUGGCGGCCGGCAGUUAAACUGCCCAAAAGCUCACCGAAAGGUAAAAGUUGUCUCGACAUUUUACGAAAAGGUUUGAGUCAUGGAAGUGGAGAAUAUUUGAUUGCUCCAAAAGGACAGAGCGCAUUUAAAGUUUACUGUGACAUGACGUCAUUUGGAGGUGGCUGGACCGUGUGUUACGCAACUGAUGGUUUCGUUGACAUAAAAAAAGAAUUGAAGGCCACUCCAAGUAUUGGUUAUCGGGCCGAUUGCAACAAUAUACCAUUUAACAGCGUCAUGUUUGUUAAUGAAAAAUCCAAAUCCAAAGCAGCGUUUACUAGAGACGGAUCAACAAAGAUAACAAUUAACGACAGUUUUAACAAAAAAGGAAGUGCGUUUGGACUUUGGACCGCAAAAGGUAUCGCUUCGUCGUCUUACAAAUAUCAAUUAUUGGUUUGCGAUACUUCAUUUUACAAAGGUUUAAUGAUCUCUGGUUACACAAAGUGCUAUAAAAAGUGCGAUGAUUGGUGUAACGACUACUCAUCACCAUAUUUCCGUUCUCAAAGCUCUUCAAAAUCUUACGCUGGCGUAGCGUUCAAUGAAAAUGGCGCUAAACCACUUAAAAAACGCCUGAUCAGUGUUGCAAUUCGUUGA
Molecule: messenger RNA, 935 nt
Organism: Xenia sp. Carnegie-2017
Lineage: Eukaryota; Metazoa; Cnidaria; Anthozoa; Malacalcyonacea; Xeniidae
Exons: 4
Coding region: 147-935 (262 amino acids)
Molecular function (GO): oligosaccharide binding
Source: RefSeq, a predicted model, not a curated record